Messenger RNA from Oikopleura dioica, 2913 nucleotides. Lineage: Eukaryota; Metazoa; Chordata; Appendicularia; Copelata; Oikopleuridae. The record is from the annotation of a GenBank genome assembly.
AUGUCGGAAUCGGACUCGACAAGAACAGAAGCGACGAAAAAAUGGCUCCCAAAUUUGAAGCACCCGAGUUUUAUCGGCCGCCCGGCCUCAAUAUGGCUCGAUCUUGGGAAAAAUAAAAGCUCGGCUGGAAAAAUCAUGUGCAAUAUCUGCCAGACAUCCUCGGAAACGAUGAAGGCGGCGCUUGCUCAUUUGCGCAGCAAACACAAAAAUCAGAAGCAAUAUGAAUGCGAUCAAUGCUCAGAGAGAUUCAAUGUUUUCGAAAAUUUACAGACUCACAAAACCUCACAUGAAGCGAGACUAUCGUCAGAAGGAAUUGUCAAGUGCCCGAUCAAAAACUGCAGCAAGGAAUUUCGUAGGAUGGUCGUUUUCCGCCACCAUGUUCAAAAAGAACACCAAAUUAACGACGAUUUUCAUUGCAAAACUUGCAAUUUUCCGUUUCCGACUGUUUUCGAACUCGAGCAGCAUCGACUUGCCCACGUUUCACGCGAAAAACGGCGGCUGGAGAGGCGCAAACGGGAGCUGAAACAAAAAUUGGAGAAUCCGCCCGUCCCGGAUGAAAUUUCAAAUUCAAAGCAAAACAUCCCUGAGCCGCCUGUAUUUCCUGAAACAAGAGAACUCACGAGCAUCCAAGAUGAACUUCCAGAGACGCCUAUUCUUGACCCUCCAGUGCAAGAAGUCAUGGAACUCGUCAGAGAAAAGAGCAAAAACAAGCGCGGAUCUGUCACCAAGAAACUUUCGACUUUCGAAGAUUUCACUUUCCAAAAGCCUCAACCCUUGAAUGAUGCACUAACAGCGCUGGAUGAAAUUGUUGGAACGAUAAGCGAUCCCGUCGUUAAUGCUACAAGAAAUCAAGAACAACCGGCACCAAAGCCGAUCCGAAAGAAAGUCCGAAAAUCAACAAAGCAAAAGAUCCCCGGUCCACUGGCUGGCCCGCUUCAAGUGGCGCCGCUGGACGCUAUUCCGAAUCCCGUCCCCGCCUUCUCUGCCCAAAACGAUCUUGAUUUUCCCUUCGCUUCUGGAACUUGGGGCUACGAAGCUGAUUCAGCGGCUCAGUAUUCCUCUCAAAUUAUGCCAAAUUACGGAUAUGAGAGUGUGGCGCCCGGAGUUCAACCGCAAACGCCUCAUUUUGACAAUUAUAUGGGAAACAUUUUCUACGGAAAGCCAAAGUCAAAAUCGCCUGCUCACGUGUGUAAUUACUGUGGGCGCGUUUUCAAAACCGCAAGAUACUUACGCCAUCACUUAGUUUCGCAUUCCGGGGUGAAGAAACAUAUGUGCACAUUAUGUGGCAAGACUUUCUCCCGCAUUUCGACACUCACAAAGCACAAACAGUCCGUUCAUUUGAAGACGAUAUUCUAUCCAUGUGGGCGCUGCGGAAAACAUUUCUACCGAAAGGACACUUGGAGGAGGCACCAAAUUCAACACCAGACUGCUAGAAACUGGGCAUGUCCGUACUGUUAUUCUAGAUUCAAGACUCGACAGAAUUGCUUGAAACAUAUCAAGACUCACCAAGCUACGACUAGAGACUAUCAACUUUCAGAGGGUAUGAGCCAUGAAUUCUUCAAUCCAGACGGCUAUUUCGAAAUGAAUCCUAUCGGUCCCAUGACUGAGCUUUUGCAAAACGCCCAGGAUGAAGGCUCAAAUCAGACUCAAGGCGUUCAAGAUAUGAUUCCAGGGAAUUCGUCAAGUCUUAUGCCAAGCACAAGUAGUAAAAAGGGGUUGAAAGAGGGAGAAUGCGUUGCAUCAAGCAGCAGCUGCGCUCAGCGUCUUCAGCUCCCAACGGGCGGCGCCACUACCCCAAUCGAUAGCAUUUUGCCAAACUUGCCUCAAACAGAUCAGGAUCAAGACUCGGCGAAAAAUCUGAUCAUCGAUGAAAUACUCGGCGCAGAGUUAUUCGGCUCCAAUUCGAACACCAACUCGGCAACGCAAAGUUCAAGCUUGCCACAAACGACAACUCAAGCUGUGACGGGCCAAGAAUACCAACAAUUGCCCCUUGAUUGCGCCGAGUCAAACUUGCCUACUGAUAAUGCCAGGGGAGAGACAAUGCCAGUUCAGUCAAGUUCGAAGCCACAAAAGCAACAGAAAGCGAAACGCGUGCGUCCGAAAAAGACUUCUCAAGCAAAACAGAAGAAUAACCGACAACUUGAAAUUGCAAAUGAGGAAACAGAUACAGAUGCUAACAGAGCAAUUGCACAGAACGCAUAUUCAAUUCAAGCCGACAUCGAUACCGCUACUGUCAAGAAGAAAAAAGAGAAAGAAACUAACCAAAUAAAAAUUGCAGAAGCAGACGUUGACGAAUUGGCAACGGUGGAAGAAGUCACUAACCAAUGCAGAAUUAAAUAUAAUAUCAGCUUAUCGGAGAAAUAUCUCAUCGACACUUCGAAAGAGAAAAUAACUGGAAUACCCUCGCACUCAAGCGGUGCGCGAACGACAAAGGGCGUGUACCGAUUUCACUGCGACGAUCCAAGUUGUAACAAGUCCUUCACAAAGCGCUGCGAUCUCAAUCGGCAUAUUCUGACGCACACCGGCGAGAAACCCUUCAAAUGCGAUAAAUGUGAAAAGCGCUUUAGCCUGAAAUCGACGCUAGUCAAGCACGCUCGGCGGAUGCAUUCCGACGAGAAGCCAGACAAGUAUAACUGUCAUGUCUGUGAGAAACGAUUCACAGAUUCAGGGGGACUCAAGCGGCACAUGAGAAUACAUACGCAAGCUAGACCCUUCAAAUGCGAAGAUUGUACAAAAGUCUUCAAACGCAGUGAUCAGUUAGUACGUCAUCGCAAAACGUGCGAGAAGAAUCUUUCAAAAGAAAAUCCGUCGACGCCUAAAUCGGUCUAUGUCGUCAUGACGCCACUCUGCAAGGAGAUGAUGGAAAUGUUUGAAAAUGAGCAAAGUGCUAAGCCUGCAUCAACGACAAAUUAA